Messenger RNA from Ruditapes philippinarum (Manila clam), 9019 nucleotides. Its product is annotated as protein mono-ADP-ribosyltransferase PARP14-like. The transcript has 24 exons. Gene Ontology annotation, cellular component: nucleus; cytoplasm. Gene Ontology annotation, biological process: negative regulation of gene expression. The coding region runs from base 205 to 7014 and encodes 2269 amino acids. NCBI's taxonomy places the organism in Eukaryota, Metazoa, Mollusca, Bivalvia, Venerida, Veneridae. Gene Ontology annotation, molecular function: transcription corepressor activity; NAD+ poly-ADP-ribosyltransferase activity; RNA binding. The record is from RefSeq and is a predicted model, not a curated record.
AGGAGCGAUAAAUAUUUUUGUUUUUCGAAAACUUUAACUUGUGUUAACCAGGAAGAGAAUAGCAGCAGAUUGUUAUUAUGUGUGUAUUAUUAUGAUAGUUUAAACAAUGUGUAUUAUAAGAUAGUUAUAUUCGAACGGAAAUGGUUUAAUCUUGCAGACAAUUAUGUAAACUUCAUGCAAGUUUUGGAUGAAAGAAGUUAAACAAUGUCAGAACUACAAGAGCGGUGUGUGUUGUUGAAGAACUUACCCCAUACAUGUGAAGAACGUGCAGUUAGAGACACACUUGAUUUCGCUCAUGGUGACUUCCGGUAUACUGGCAAAUACGAGAAACUUCACAGACAUAUUGAAUUUGGUGAUGAUGUCAGAUGGAUUGUUCUCUUUUACUCAAAGGAAGAUGCUAGUGAAUGUAUAAAGAGCGGUCCCUGGGUGAGUGAUGCUAUCAGGGGAGGAUGUAAGGUACUACCAGAUCUUUGUUCCGGAUGUAUUAUACCCGAUGAAUGGUCCGAGGAAACACCUGGAGAUGGAGACUGGGAUAUGGGCGACAGUUUCAGGACGCGGGACUGUAAUACUGACACCUCAGAUGAAUUCAUUAAUUCCUUUGUCAAUGUUAAGUCUUACAAAUAUGAAAGUGAUACAGAUAGUGGUGAUGACAUUCAUGAGCAAGAUGUAGCAAAUGCUAAUCGUGAGACUGAUGGACUUGAUGACGCUUUAAAUCUUACUGUGAAAUUUCAGAAUGAGUUUGAAACUUUGAUUACAGAAAUCGAUUCAUCUGAUCAGUUUGAUAGCGGAAAAUCCAACGAAGCAGCUGACGAAGUCAAAGAUGAAUUAAAUUUAGAAAAUACUUCAAGGAAUGUCAGUCCAAUUGGAGAAGAUCGAAUACCUACAAGUGAGUUAUUUGGCAGUGGUAUUGAAGAAUUGAAAGAAAAGGAAAUAGAUGAAAUUACGAUAACUAAAUCUAAAGAGGAUAUUGAUAAAACUGUCACUAAAGGGACCACUGGAGGUACAAUAGAUAUUGAUCGUGAUACAAGAAAACCGGAUAGAAAGUCAUUUGAUAGUGACAGAGAUUUAUACACGAAAGCAGAUAAAACAUCUCUUAUAUUGGAAAGCACGAAAACAAAGUCAAAGUCUAAAUCAGGACAUGAAGGAAAUGAGUAUUAUGAUGAUGAAAAAGUUAGUAGUGUAUCAUCAAGUGAAUUGUUUGAAAGCGGUGAUAAAGUAUCAAAGGACAAUAUGCAGGGACCUGAUGAUCUGUUUGACAAAACAAAAAGUAACAAUGCUAAAAAACAAGCAGAGAACAGGAAAGAAAUCACUUUCGAUGAAACACAUGUUAGUCCUACCCAUUCAGAGACCAAAACAGAUGCUGAAAAGUCUAAAAAAGCAAUGAGUGCAUCAGUGAGAUCAGUAGAUUUGUUUGGAAGUGGACAUGAAUCAAUGGAGUUUCAUAACAUGGAAAAACAGGAUCAUUUUGAAGAAGCAAAUAGAGAACAAGGAGCUGUGAAUAAGGAAACUGAUAAUGAAACCGAUGAAACAAAGUCAGAAGCUUCAAAGGAACAACCAGUGACCACUAAUUUAGAAACUGGUGGUGGUGUUCAAGCAGGUAGUGGUAUAAAUCAAGGGGGACCGUAUCCUUUCCAGGGAGGUCCAUAUCCUUACCAGACAGGACAGUAUCCUUACCAGGGAGUACCAUAUCCUUACUUUGGAACAAUGUUUCCAAAUUCUCAUGGCGCAUCGAAUGCGACAUAUGAAUCUAACAUGACCAUGAUGGGACAGAGACAACCUCAACCAAAUGAUACAUCACCAGGAACUCCAGGCAGUGCAUGUAACAUGAACCAAAUGCACCCGAUGUACCAAAUGCAUCCCCAAUGGCCGAUGCCAAUGCCUGUCCAAGUAAAUGAUAAAGGACAGCCUAUAUAUCCUAUACCUUUUCCUGGUAUGAUGCAACAAAUGCAAAUAGAUGAAAAGGGCAACCCAAUACAAAACUAUCCUGGUAUGCCGUUCUAUUAUAUACCAUACAUUCCAAAACAACAACCUUUCCCCACACCAGGUCUCCAACAGUCAACCGAAGAGAAAAACCAAGCUAUAGAUGAGGGACAUUCAGUCCAUGCUCCUCUUUAUACUGAACCAAAUAAUGUGGAAACUAACAUCAAAACAAAGGAUGGGUCAAAACCAUUGAAAUAUGAUUGUUCUAAAAGUUUGAAUGAAACAGAAAAGUAUGUUUAUGAUGUCCCCUACAGUAAUCAUCGUGGGCUGGCCAGACAAACAUCAGCAAGUGAUACACUUGGCAAUACAGAGGAUAUUAGACCGUACAGUCUUGCAAGAGAAAUCAAGACAGAUAUUGCCUCUGAUAAGGAAUCAGACAACAUGGAACGGAAGAUUACACAGUUGGAAAAAAAUGUGUAUAAGGAAGAAAAUAUUUAUGAUGUUAUUGAUGAGGAGAAGUUGAAGUCUCUUAGACAUAAUUCAGUAAGUGAUUCGGCACGUUCUUCCGCUCCACCUCCUGCUCCCCCUCGAACUCGUCCACCGUCAAAACCACGUACAACCGAUACCAAGAAAAGCCGCCUGUCAGUAUAUGAUGACAAUGAAUGUGAGGAUAAUUUGGAAGGGAAUGACAACGUACAAUCAGAAGGUGCUGAAGAGAGUUGCCGAACAAUCCUUGUUACCGGAUUAUCUUUGGACGUUACUAAAGACGCACUUGAGCUUUAUUUUGAAAACAAGAAAAAGACUGGCGGGGGUGAAAUAGUUAGUGCAGUUAUGAAUGAGAAAAAGACGGAAGUUAUAAUAGAGUUUAAGGAUUAUGAAGAUGCUAAGGAAGUUAUUAAACGAGCUCACAAUGGUCAACGAUUUAUUUUAUGUGACUGUCAACUGCAUGUUUCUGAAUAUCACCCACCACCUGUAGAUCCCUUCAAAGUUUAUAUAACAGGAAUCGCAGCUACAACUACCAAUGAAUGCAUCACAAACUUUAUAGCUGCACUAAUGAAUUUAGAGCCAUUGUCUAUAAUACACGGGGAAACACCUGGAACAGCCCUCGUUACCUUCGGGUCAACUAUAGAUGUAGCAAAGUUGAGAGAAGUAUGUGAAAGACGCAAAUGUGAAGGAAAAUAUUGGAAGAUCUUUGAUGUUGAAGUUGUUCGCAGUAUAAAAGUUGAAGGACUCAGUGAUAAGACUUCAACAGAUACGUUGAGUCUUUAUUUUGAAAAUACAAGACGAAGUCAAGGCGGCGAGGUAGAAUCAGUGCAAUUUCGUGAAAAUCAUGAUGAUUUUAUUGUGACCUUUAAACAUUCUGAAGAUGCGGAGCGUGUGUGUAAUACUAAUCAUAAGGUUAAUGGUGAAACGAUUUCGGUCUCUCUUUUCUAUUCAUGUCUUGAGUUGGAUGAAGAUUUCAUUGUAAAAAUUCCACCGCCAAUUCAGCUGGAUGACGAAGAUGACUAUAUUGUCAAAUUCAUCUUCAAUUCAGAGCUGUAUCGUGCACGUCUAGAGAGUAAGAUUAAAGAAAACUACGGUGAGAUUGUUUGGCCCCCUGCAGAUAAUGUUGGCAACAUGAGUGUUCAGAUAAACUGUAAUGUCCACGAGAAAGACACCAAGGGACACGCUAAAGUGAAAAACUGGACAGAGACAUGUUUAUCGGUUGUAAAAGAGAUAACAAAUGGUUUAAUUGUUGAAAGAAGUACAAAUGUAGCUGUAGAGGUUUGGAGUGAGCUUAAAAGACGAUUAAUGGAAAUCGAAGUGUCUCAUCCUGAAUCCAUUGCAGUUUUUCUAGAAGGCAGCAAUUGUGUUAUUGUUAUGGUUGGUGAAAAACAAGUUGUCCAAACAAUUGCAUAUAAUGUCCAAGAAAUCAUAAAUGAGAUCGAAAAGAAAAUACACAGUGAGAAUCAAACAGUUACAAAAAGAAGAAAGUUUAUGACGUAUGAACUGGCCUUAUUUAGGGCGUCAAGGCUUGAAGCAUCCUUGAAGAAAAUGCUUCAAGAAGUAGAAAUUGACAAUGAUAAAAAGGAAAUUUCGUUAAAGGGCAGUCAGAAAAAUGUUGACAAUGCAUUGGAAAAGGUUGAUAAAACGCUGAAAUCCUUUGUUAAAAGACCAGUACCAGGAAUAUCGAGACAAAUGAUAAAUUUACUUUUCAAGAGGGAAGCUAGACUCUUAGUGAAGAAGAAAAUGAUUGAGAAGAAGGUAAUGGGCGUCUGGGACGUAAUAAAAGGAACCAACCUUAUUAUGUAUAGCAAGAAUGAAAAAGAUUUAGAUGUUGCUAUAGAAAUUCUACAAUCGUCAAUAAUCAUGGAUACCAUAAUGCUGGACGAUGAAAAAAGUAAUAUUCUCAAUAGCACUGUAGGCAAGACAAAGGUAGCAGAGUUUGAAGAGAACUAUCAAGGUUGUAUUUUGUUUGAAAUUGCACCGGGAGAAAUGCGUUUUGUCUGCGUUUCGGACAUUCAUCAAGAAAUUAAGGAUGAGUUUACAAAACUAUUCGAUCUGCACUCUGUCAUUUCAAAAUUUAUUCCUACCAAAUCGGGAAUAUUUAGCUAUAUCAUUACACACAAUAAGCGCGAUAUUGAAGGUAUUGAACGACAAUACCAACGCUUAUCUGUGGCGAUAGAAGUUAAAGACAGUAGACGAAACCCUGGUUUUGUUGUGAAGGGCAAAAAGGAUGGUUGCAAGCUUGCUAUAGACAAAUUACAGCAUUUAAUAGAUUCUGUUGUAUGCAAAGACCAUAUUAUUUCAUGGCCGGGUUUCGACACGUUCAUUCUAAGCAGCGAAGGAAGGAGGAGCAUACAAUCAAUUGAAGUAAAUGAGAAAUGUGUUAUCAAAGUUUCAUCUGAGGUUUUGAGCUCAGGAUUAGAAAGCACCAUUCACACUGCCGUAGCUUCUAAAGAGCCCAAGGAGCGGACAAGCACAGCUGGAAAAAUAAUAAAAGCAGUUAAGAUUGGAACUUUAGCUUCUGAACAGGUUGACGUUAUCGUAAACUCAACAAACCGUAAUCUUGAUAUGAAUGUUGGCGCAAUAUCUCGUACUUUGUUGAAAGCUGGGGGUGAUAUCAUCGAGAGAGAAUGCAAGAAGAAUUAUGUGGACGGUAUCAAGCCGGGAGAGGUAGCAGUUACAACUGCUGGAGCCUUGUCUUGCAAUGAACUUUACCAUGGACUUCUUGUUAGAUGGGACGGUGGCCAGGGUCUUGCAGAAAAGGUAAUGGUCCAUUUUAUAAAGUGUUGCCUUACUCUUGCAAGUGCAUCAAAGCAUACAUCAAUAGCAUUCCCGGCGUUAGGAACUGGUGCAAUGGGGUUCCCUGCCGAUACUGUUGCACAGAUCAUGUUUGAAACUGUGGAUGCAUUUGAAGCUAAAAAUCCUGACACAAGUUUAAGAACAGUGCGUUUUGUAGUAUGGUCAGAAGACAAAGCUACAGCCAGGGCUUUUAAAGAUAUGGAAGCUAAAGCAGGUUUUCAACGAUCAAGCGAAAGUGGAAUAAGACGUAGUUACCUCCAAUCGGAAGCGGCCAAUAAUCUUAUCGUUAAAAAUAAAGGUUAUAGCACAACCAUUGGACCUGUGUCGUUAAGCAUUGUUAAAGAUGAUUUGACAACAUUUACAUCUGGGGCAAUAGUAAACAGCACCAUGGAGGAUUUAAAUUUAAACAGUGGCGCCAUCUCGCGGGCUAUUUUAGGUGCUGCAGGAUCAACAAUUCAAAAUGAAGCCCUGCUGAGAAAGCAACAUUUUAUGAGGGACGGUUUUGUUGUCACCAGCCCAGGGCGAUUACUUUGUUCAAAUAUAAUACAUGUUAAAGCUAGAAACAGUUUAGCUGGAUGGGCAGAGAGUAUAAAGAAAUGUUUGAUGGAAACUGAACGCUUGGGUUUGAAUUCGAUUGCUUUCCCUGCUCUUGGAACAGGUGGAAAAGGGAUAUCAGCAGACCGCAUGGCAAAAACUAUGAUAGAUGCUUUCCAAGAUUAUAUCAAGUCUUCAGACUUUAAAAAAUGUCUUAAAACAAUUCGUAUUGUGAUUUUUGAAGAAAGGAUGCUAGAAACAUUUAUUUUCGAAACCAAGGCAGAGCUGGAUACAGAAAAGCCGGCAAAAUGGAGGAGCUAUUUACCUGAUUGGAAAUUUUGGGAUAAGAAAACCCCUGAGGCUGAGAACAUCCCUAAAGUUACUAUGCAUAUCUAUUGCGGAUCUAAGUAUUUGGUCGAUUUGGUUGUCAAGAAAGUUGAAGAAAUCCGACAGGAAAAGAACGUUUUUGUUCCAACAAUAUUUCUCGAACAUAUGGAUGACAAACUAAAAUCUGACUUGAGACGUAUUGGACAAUCCCUUGGAGUAAAAGUUGUUAUAGAUAAAUCUCGGGUGAAAGUCAUGGGAUAUGGCCAGUCUGUUGCAAACGCCAACAAAAAGUUAGAAGAAUAUGUUAAUAAGAUAGCAGAUGAUUUGAGGAAAGGAAGUGUUGCAUCUUCAGUGAAGCUGCCAAAGAUCUGGUCAAAGAUGAAGCUCAGCGAUCCUACGAUCUUUGAAGUAUUGAGACCUUCUGCCAGUGAUUACAUAGUAGUGAAAAACAAAUUUCUGAUUGAAACUGGCUAUUUAACGACAUGUAUCGUCAAGAUUGAACGAAUACAAAACCCUACACUGUUUAUGCAAUAUGCCGGAAAGAAAAAGCAAAUGGAAAUACUAAACAAAGGAGGAAGGAAUGUAGAGCAGAUGUUAUGGCACGGGACAAAGGUUACAGCUGUCGAUAAUAUUAAGAACAAAGGCUUUGAUAGGAACUAUAAUUCAGGAUCAUCACAUGGUGUAGGUGUGUAUUUUGCUAUGAAAGCCUCUACAUCUGCUAGUGGUUAUUGCAGUCCAGACCAAUAUGGUCACAAACAUAUUUUCUUGGCACACGUCUUGACAGGUGAAUAUUGUGUUGGCAGGGGAGCUAUCAGAGUACCUCCCACAAAUCCUGCGUUAUCGUCGGGCACUUUUGACUCUACAACAGACAAUGUACAGGCUCCAAACUUCUUUGUUAUUUUCCAUGAUGCCCUGGCAUAUCCAUCCUACUUGAUAACAUUUAAGUAAAUUAAUGAUACACUUAAGUUAUGGAAGCAGUUUUCUUUUGUACGAUGCUUAUUAUUUUCCUCUGCCAAUUCAAACGCCGAUCUAAAAAUAAAUAUGCAUUUUAAUUAAAUCGAACAGAAUUAUGUUCCUCAUAAUUCAAUCUGGUUUCAACUGAGAAAGUUUUCAUUGAAACUGUUUGCUGUGUAUCAAAUUUAUAUAGAUUUUGUACAUAGAUUGUAUAUGCACAUGGAUAUCUUUACUGGGUUAUGAGUUAAAAAUAUAUAUAGCCGCCAAAAUUUCAUUGUUUGCAAAGAAACAUGUAUUUUAUUUAUAUUGUUGGAACUUUCAAUGUAUGUCAUAUUUCUUUUUCAAUUAUUUCUUUCCUUUGUAUCAGUAUAAUUUGUUAUUGAUAAAUGACUCUGUGAUUAUUAAGGUUGUAUUGUAAAUUAAAAUGACCUGGCAAUGUUAGUCAGAAUUGUAAUUGAACACUGCAUUACUUGGUCAAAUAUUUGCUGUAAAAUAUACAACGUUGGACAACACUUUUAAAUAACUUAAAUUAAUAUGCUUAAUGAGAGUGCAAUUUUUUUUUAUAAGUCUUUUGUGCUAAAUUGUCUAUGAUAUAUAUUGGACAGUCUUAAGACUCUUCUUGUGAUUUAUAUAAUGUAAGUUAAUCCGUAUAUAGCGUGUGUGAGUUGUGUUGAUAUACUUUCAUAAUGCCUUGUUUAAAGCAGCAUGAAAAGUUUGAAAAUGUAUUUCUAGGUAAAAUGCUGUAAAGUGAACAAAGAAAAUAAUAUACAUAUUGCAAAUGCAAACUACACUUAAAAUUCAAGUAAAUUACGCAAAAAAGAGGUCAAAAUAUAUACAUUUGUACAAAAUUUGCCCUUACUAUGAUAGACAUGCAGUAUAAAUAAUAUGAUGAACACUAAAAAAGCAGUUUUUAAUCACACAUAACAUGCAUUUUUUUACUUGAAUAUUCGACCUUUUCACUUUUCAAAAAUCUUUGUACAUUUUUCAUCUGGAGGCAUGCAGCUUUAAUUUAUAUUUGUUAGUUUAACCAUGAGUCAGUAUUUAUAGAUACUACAAUAGUGAGUUAUCAUUAAGAGCUAUUAUAAGUAGCCACAAUCUGACAAUAAGGAAAAGACGUGAUAAGAAGCCUGCUAUCUCCAAUUCAUGGAAUGAAUGACUACGCUUUGAGCUAAAGCUGCUGGUUUUAAAACUUACCGUAUUACAUUUAAACACUAACCGUGUUAAAACCAAUAAUUAUAAUAUCGUUAGUAAGGUACAAAAUGACAUGUUUGAAGAGGGCAAUUUUUGCAUUCAGUUUUUUGCAAACAGAAUCUAUUUGAUAAUGCCAGUUUUAUCUACAUAAAUGCCCAAUAACUUUUGAAAUGUAACAUUUUCUAGAGUUGUAUCAGGAGAGGAUUACAUUUCUCCACCUUUUUUGAAGAACCAAUUAUCAUGCAAGGACAUAUUAACAAGGAUGCACCAAUCAUUAAUAGCAGUUAAAUUUUUUUUUGUAAAUUAUCUUCUAUUUCUAGUCACCGGAUUGGUAAAGUGUAGAGUCAUCUGCAUACAAGUCUAUAAUAAGAUCAUUACAGGGUAUAAAUAUAUCAUUGAUAUAAAUAAAAAAUAGUAAGGGCCCAAGAUAGGAUCCUUAAGGAAUUCCUGAUUUCACCACUAAAGUGUCAAAUUUUAUAUUACCUACUUGAACUGUCUGUUUUCUGUUUGAUAAAUAGAAACAAAAAAGUUUUUUUCAGAAAAAUGAUAUAAUUUCAGUUUGUGCAUCAAAACGUCAUGAUCGACAAGAUUAAAUCAAAGAAAAUUGCACCUAUCAUUUUACCAUUAUCAAUAUCUUUGAUCCAAGCAUCAACUAAUCUAAGUAAUUCUGUAUUACAAGAAUGAUUGUCUGUCAUGUAUAAUUUUUGUAUUUUGAAAAAAUGCCUGAAGAUGUGACGCUAUAUACUGCAAUAUAUUGUUCAAAUGUUUUUGAAAUGUUGGGUAGAAUUGAAAUUGGGCGAUAAAAUUU